Saccostrea echinata is the source of this 1588-nucleotide messenger RNA. RefSeq lists its product as uncharacterized. NCBI's taxonomy places the organism in Eukaryota, Metazoa, Mollusca, Bivalvia, Ostreida, Ostreidae. The record is from RefSeq and is a predicted model, not a curated record. The transcript is spliced from 5 exons. Gene Ontology annotation, biological process: removal of superoxide radicals. Gene Ontology annotation, molecular function: copper ion binding; superoxide dismutase activity. Bases 396 to 1382 code for a protein of 328 amino acids.
CAUUCAUAAAUUCUUUAUUCCGGAAGAUGUUAUGAGAACUUUUAUAAUUAUAACAGCCAGUUUACGUGACCAACACCUUUUCAGUGUGUGGGACAAGCCCUUGCACACGAAAAAUACCAUGCAGGGUGACACAUGACUCACGUAACACAGAUGUAGAACCAAUCCGUCAUCAGUAUCGUUACGCCAGUUAGAGGACUUCCCUUAUUUUAAGGAAUUCACUGACGCAUUAAAGAUAUACCCACCUGCCGACUUAUAUUGAAAGAUACACCCGAGAAGUGGCCAUUUAUCAUCAAGGACAUCAGUAGUAGACACGAAAUAUUAAGGAACUUGUUUGGACUAUACAUUGUGACACGAAAUAGUGGAUAUUAAUUCUUACUGAAAACUAAUUACACAAGAUGAAUGCUCUAGCCGUUACUGUAAUAUUUGCUAUUUGCAACGUGAAUACUAUAUUCGGACAAUUUCUUCCUGCAGGACAAGGAGGAUUUCCAGUUGGUUUUCCUCCAAAUGCAGGUCCCAACCAAGGGUUUCCGCCAAAUAAUCAAGGAUUUCCCCCAAACGGACCAAAUGUUUUACCAAAUGCUGGAGGUUUUCCUUCAAAUAAUGGCCCGGGAUUUUUCCCCAAUGGACCAAACAACCCAGUAAGGCCAGGAGGAUUUCCCUUUGGACCUGGGAGAAGGCCUGGAACCGGAACAGUGGUGUCGGGAAAUAAUUUUAUCUAUGGAACCUGCUAUUUUAAUGAGACUGGUUCGAAUGUCAGAGGCCGUGUGGAUAUUAGACAACUGAUAACAGGUGGUCCCUGUCAGGUACGUGUUCAGGUGGUGGGUCUUCCUCCAAGUCUUAUGAGCGACACAGAACAUGGAAUUCACGUGCAUGAAUAUGGCGAUCUCGGUAGAGGAUGUUACGCUGCUGGACCUCACUAUGAUUCAGACUCAUUUUCAUUCCAUGGAUCUCCCAAUAAUCUUGGAACUGGAAAUAGCCAUGAAGGUGAUAUGGGAAAUCUGCGGCAAUCAAACGCGGGAGUCAUUGAUGCUCAGCUGACGUUACCACUGAUGACUCUAGCCGGAGACUUAGGGAUCGUUGGACGGGCCAUCGUGUUACACGAAGGUCGGGAUGAUUUAGGAAGAGGUGGAAAUCCCAUGAGUCUACAGACCGGAAACGCUGGAGCCCCCAUCGCCUGUUGCACAAUAGGAUUAUCCGAUGCAUCAAACUGGAACAACCCCUUUAUCCCAAGAUCUAACAUUCAGAACACAGCUGGGGCAAAUCAGUUCUCAACGUCAAACACACAGAACAUGCAGUUUAAUCCAAGUCCCAGAGGCCAACAGGGAACGAUCCAAGGAAACACGCAAAACCAAGGAUUUCCGGGUAAUUUCCAAGGAAAGUAAACUGAAAGUUUUGGCUGACGGAAAAUCAUUAAUAAUUGUUGCCAGAACAAGACACUGUGAUUUGUGGAAAAUCAAAUCAACAUUUAAUGUGAUAUGUGCAAUUUAAUGAAUUUCAUGGUGCAUGUAAUAGUACAUAGUGAUUUUGUGUGGUGAAAUAUUUACAUUGUGUGUGAGAGAGAGAGAGACAGACAGAGGACUAUUUUGCU